Messenger RNA from Gigantopelta aegis, 699 nucleotides. RefSeq names its product E3 ubiquitin-protein ligase RNF213-like. The record is from RefSeq and is a predicted model, not a curated record. The annotation marks the transcript as partial. Gene Ontology annotation, molecular function: ubiquitin-protein transferase activity; ATP hydrolysis activity. Lineage: Eukaryota; Metazoa; Mollusca; Gastropoda; Neomphalida; Peltospiridae. The transcript has 6 exons.
ACACUGCACCCUUUGCUAGAAGAUGGCUGCCAAGGGGAUGAAAAACCAGAACCCUACAAAAAGGUUGCCUUUAUUGGCAUUUCCAACUGGGCUCUAGACCCGGCCAAGAUGAACAGAGGAAUUCUUGUCCAGAGAGAGGUUCCUGAUGAGGCGGAACUUCUAGAGUCAGCCAAGGGAAUAUGUGCUUCCCGUGAAGAUGUUUUUCAAAGAAUCAAGUUACUUUUACCACAGUUAGCUGAUGCUUACAAAGCAGUAUUUGGUGCUACUCAGCAAAAGCGAGAAUUCUUUGGACUAAGAGAUUUUUAUAGUUUGGUGAAGAUGGUGUAUGCAUUUGCUGCCAAACAACAUCGUCCCCUCUGUUGGCACCAGCUGGAACACUCAGUACUUAGAAACUUUGGAGGCCUGGAUACUGUGGAUCCUGUUGAAGUCUUUCAGGAAAACAUCACAGUGAUUGUUAAACGAGAAGAGCGACAUGAAGAUGACCCCAUAAACACUACAGCUGGUUUGAUACAGGCAGCACUAUUUGGAGAUGGUACUGACAGUGAAAGUCGUUAUCUUCUGCUUUUGACUGAGAACUAUGGUGCUCUUGGAAUACUGCAACAACUUCUAGGACAGCGCCGAGUGAUCACCAUAUUUGGAAGCAGUUUUCCUAAAGACCAGGAAUACACGCAGGUGAUUGCUUUAUCUCUCACUCUUUGA